Chiloscyllium plagiosum (whitespotted bambooshark) is the source of this 1937-nucleotide messenger RNA. RefSeq names its product V-type proton ATPase subunit d 2-like. NCBI's taxonomy places the organism in Eukaryota, Metazoa, Chordata, Chondrichthyes, Orectolobiformes, Hemiscylliidae. Gene Ontology annotation, biological process: proton transmembrane transport. Gene Ontology annotation, molecular function: proton-transporting ATPase activity, rotational mechanism. Gene Ontology annotation, cellular component: proton-transporting V-type ATPase, V0 domain. The record is from RefSeq and is a predicted model, not a curated record.
CUGGGAGGAACUUGCAAAUGCCUUGUCUGCACACAUCUAUACUCAAGUCAGGAAUCUAGCCAUACUGGAGCUGGGGAAUAGAUUCAGAAGUAAUUCAGUUCCAUCAAUGUUUAACUUGCAACAUGAUAUUUGUGUGUUCCUGUAGAGUUUGUUUUAUAACAUGUGUGGGAGGUAAAAGGACUCACAGCAUGCUCGGGGCAGGCAUGAGGAGAAUUUUAUUAGUUUUGAGGAUCAGGAGAUAUUGUACAAAGCAGAUACAGCCAGAAUCACCCAAAACCAGCCAGUCCAGUGGUUGCUUUCAUUAAGAACACUCAUAGCCCUGACCUUCAGUGUGAGGAGAGCAGCAACGUUCAAUGAAAGAGAGAAACUCAUCACUUCGAGAGCUACAAAUUCUUAUUUAAAGAUGGGCUUUGCAGAGUUUUAUUUCAACGUGGACAGCGGUUACUUGGAGGGACUGGUCAGAGGGUUUAAAGGUGGAAUCCUGAAACAGGCAGAUUUCCUCAAUCUGGUGCAAUGUCAGACUCUGGAGGAUCUGAAGCUUCUCCUUCAGAGCACAGACUAUGGCAGCUUUCUGGCAAAUGAAACUGGUCCUCUCACAGUCUCUAUCAUUGAUGAUAAACUGAAACAAAAGCUGCUGGUGGAAUUCGUCUAUCUGCGAAAUCAUUCUUUACAGCCCCUCACCACCUUCCUGGAUUAUAUCACGUACAGCUAUAUGAUUGACAAUGUUAUCCUGCUAAUUACCGGCACAUUACGCCAGCGUCCGAUCUCUGAGCUUCUUCCCAAGUGCCAUCCUUUGGGCAGCUUUGAGCAGAUGGAGGCUGUUCAUAUUGCUCAGACCCCUGCUGAACUGUACAAUGCUAUCCUGGUCGAUACACCAUUAGCUUCCUUCUUUCAAGAUUGCAUCUCAGAGAAUGACCUUGAUGAAGUUAAUAUUGAGAUAUUAAGAAAUAAACUCUACAAGGCUUAUCUUGAAUCAUUUUAUGGCUUCUGUAAAGACCAGGGGGGACAGACUGAAGAAGUGAUGUGCCCCAUCCUGCAGUUUGAAGCUGAUCGACGUGCAUUUAUCAUCACCCUGAACUCAUUUGGCACUGAGCUGAGCAGAGAGGAUCGAGCUACACUUUAUCCACGCUGCGGCAGACUGCACCCAGAUGGCUUGACCCUUUUAUCCAAAGCGGAGGAUUUUGAGCAUGUGCGUGCAGUCGCUGAAUAUCAUGCGGAAUAUAAACUCUUGUUUGAAGGUGCAGAGAAGAAUUCCAAUGAGAAGACAUUGGAGGACAAGUUCUUUGAAUAUGAGGUGAAGCUCAAUGUAAUGGCAUUUAAUAACCAAUUUCACUUUGGGGUAUUCCAUGCCUAUAUGAAACUGAAGGAGCAGGAAUGUCGGAAUAUUGUAUGGAUUGCGGAAUGUAUAGCCCAGAGACAUCGGACUCGCAUUGAUAACUACAUCCCCAUACUCUGAGUGCAAGUCACCUAAACCAUCACUGGCAUCCUGAGAAUAACCAGUAACUAACUCCUGUAACCUGUCCCAAGUCACUGAUCUUUAAUGACCAGUGUCUCUAUGAUCUACUUUAGUGAGCAACUCCAGUGACUUGUCUCCAAUAAUUGAUCUUCAGUAAUCUAUAACAGUUUAUUCUGAGUAAUCACCUCUCUCACCCAGUUGUGAGAAAUUUGCAUUUUGUUAAUCAAAUAUGAUCUUAUAUUAACCUUUGUUAAUUUUUGGCCUUGGUAAUCAGCCCUGAGAUAGCAACCUCUAGUUAACAGAUUAAUCAUUAGCCCAGGCAGGGACUCCCUCAAUACUGUCAGUCUUUUAGUGUGUUCUAAUGUAUUACCUUGUUUUACCAUGAUUUGAAGUAAUAAACAAGUAUUGGUGUUGAUGUGUUCUAUCUCAAAUUUCCAAUUACAAAUGAAAACUAUGUACAAAGUUGUCUAUUAAAAAUAUA